This is a messenger RNA of Cooperia oncophora, 309 nucleotides long. The record is from the annotation of a GenBank genome assembly. NCBI's taxonomy places the organism in Eukaryota, Metazoa, Nematoda, Chromadorea, Rhabditida, Trichostrongylidae.
AUGGCUGACGCUUCGAACAGUUCCGCUGACUGUGGACUAGAACCUCAUGAUUUUUUGGAGGUGAAAUUCUUUCUCAUCAGCGUCGCCGGCACUCUCGUUGGAUUGUUUGGCUUGUUUGGAAAUGCAUCAACGGCACUCAUUCUUACGAGGCCGGCGAUGCGGAAUCCCAACAAUCUUUUCCUCACGGCACUGGCAGUUUUUGAUUCGUGCCUUCUAAUUACGGCUUUCUUCAUCUACGCCAUGGAGUACAUCAUAGAGUACACUCAAGCUUUUGAUCUAUACGUCGCUUGGUUAACUUACUUACGGUGA